Molecule: messenger RNA, 1255 nt
Organism: Rhinolophus ferrumequinum (greater horseshoe bat)
Lineage: Eukaryota; Metazoa; Chordata; Mammalia; Chiroptera; Rhinolophidae
Gene: MAK16
Product: MAK16 homolog
Exons: 10
Coding region: 69-968 (299 amino acids)
Biological process (GO): maturation of LSU-rRNA; maturation of 5.8S rRNA
Cellular component (GO): preribosome, large subunit precursor; nucleolus
Source: RefSeq, a predicted model, not a curated record
CGGAAGUGACUCGCCGGAAGCAGCAUGGCUGUUUUCCGGAUCUGGUCGCAUGCUGAAUCGCCGGCACCAUGCAGUCAGAUGAUGUUAUCUGGGAUACACUAGGAAAUAAGCAAUUUUGUUCCUUCAAAAUAAGAACCAAGACACAGAGCUUUUGCAGAAAUGAAUAUAGUCUGACUGGACUGUGUAAUCGGUCGUCCUGUCCCCUGGCAAACAGUCAGUAUGCCACUAUCAAAGAAGAGAAAGGACAGUGCUACUUGUAUAUGAAGGUUAUUGAGCGGGCAGCUUUCCCUAGACGUCUUUGGGAACGGGUUCGGCUUCAUAAAAACUAUGAGAAAGCACUGGAGCAAAUAGAUGAAAAUCUAAUUUACUGGCCCCGUUUCAUUCGACACAAAUGUAAGCAGAGAUUCACCAAGAUCACCCAGUACCUAAUUCGAAUCCGAAAACUUACACUAAAGCGACAGAGGAAACUCGUUCCUUUGAGUAAGAAGGUGGAGCGGAGGGAAAAAAGAAGAGAGGAAAAGGCAUUAAUAGCUGCUCAGCUGGACAAUGCCAUUGAAAAGGAAUUGCUGGAGAGACUUAAACAAGAUACGUAUGGCGACAUCUACAACUUCCCCAUCCAUGCCUUCGACAAUGCCCUGGAACAGCAGGAAGCAGAGAGUGACUCUUCAGAUGCUGAGGAAAAAGAUGAUGAUGAUGAUGAUGAUGAAGAUGUGGGAAAAAGAGAGUUUGUGGAAGAUGAUGAGGUGGACGAGAGUGACAUAAGUGAUUUUGAGGAUAUGGAUAAACUGGAUGCCAGCAGUGAUGAAGACCAGGAUAAUAAAUCCUCCAGUGAGGAAGAAGAAAAGGCCCUUGAUGCCAAACACAAAGGCAAAACACCCUUGAAAGGACCCUUGCAAAGAAAACGAGCAUAUGUGGAAAUAGAAUAUGAGCAGGAGACAGAGCCUGUGGCCAAGGCCAAAACCACGUGAUUUCCCUUGAGACAUUUCUAAACAGGACUUAACAUUUUCAGCUUCUUCCUUUCUUUUAUCCUCAACACAUACAUACCUCCAGUUUUCACUCUUUAUGUUGUAUAUAACAGAAUAUUUGUGUUUUUGAUAUUUAUGCCACUUCUGUGGGGCAAGAAUUCUAGCAUGGAGUGGAGGAAAUCCUUAAGUUGUAAAGAGUAUUUUUAUAGCUUUGGCAUAUGUGCUGAAGUGACAGCUUGAGCCCAAGAAGCUUAACAGAUGAGUCUGUGGUUGUCAAUAUUUCUAAUUUU